Messenger RNA from Elaeis guineensis (African oil palm), 646 nucleotides. RefSeq lists its product as uncharacterized. NCBI's taxonomy places the organism in Eukaryota, Viridiplantae, Streptophyta, Magnoliopsida, Arecales, Arecaceae. The record is from RefSeq and is a predicted model, not a curated record.
ACGUCCGUCGCUAAAGCCAUGAGAGAACCCUAAAAUUGAUGAAGACGAUGAACCCUAUACUCGAACACGAAUUUCUCCAUCAUCGUUAUCGGAGAGAGAUGAGUGGAUUCGUGGGGGCGUUUUGGGGGACGCGGGUGCUGGAGAUCGUGAAGCGGAACAACUCCCCCGGCCUUCUAUGGAAGAGGAUCAAGCUCACCACCACCCGAAAGGCCAACGCCAAGAAGCGCCUCCGCCGCGUCUGGCAGAAUGAGGCAGUCUUGAGGGCUUGUGCUGAACCACCACCAACAAAAACUUCAAAAUGAAGGAGGACACCGGUGAAGCCACCAACAAAAAGUAAAGGGUAUUGAGCAUUGGGUAGGCCUUCAAAGGGUCUGCUUUCAUGCUUCCAAGCGUCAUGCAACCAAAUAUUGUUGUUUGGUGAAUUUCUGAUUGAAAAAAAAACUUUGUUAAUUCUCCUUCCAUUUAGAGGAUGUCAGUAUGGUAGCAUCAUAUUAAUCUUUUUUGCUAUUAAUUUGGGCUUCCAAGACAAUAUGAUCUACCUUUGCAAAUUUUAGCGCACGAUCCAAAAUUGCAUUCGUUUGAUCCUUACUGAAGCCACUAGAUUCUUUUCUCAUUGCUAACUAUAUGAUGUUACAGUUUGUUGGCC